CUAUAGUAUACAACAAUGUCUCCCCUCAGAAACGGCCAUGAGCAUAUAUGUGAUCUGACCCCUGGUGGCAGGAAUGCAGAGUACAUGUGGAAUGGCAGCGCAGGGCAGAGCCACAAGGGUCCCAUCUGUGUACCCUUCGCUCGUCAUCCUAGAGAAGCCGGCCGCUUUCUGAAUCCUGUUCCACCUGUAGGUGUCGGGGGAAACCUCACUACUGCUGCCAAUAGUCAGAGCUCUUCGGCUGGUCUGGCCGUGCGUGUGUGUGGGUCUCCAGGCCUCGACGGACGCAUAUACACAUCUGACCUGUACCCUCCGUCACAUCGUCUUGAUGAUGGGGACACAGACUGUGACGUGGCUGAUGCAUCCAUUUUUGACUUCUCUUCUGUAACGACCUGUAGCCCAGAUGAAACUCUGAAUCGACUCAGGGGAGCGGAAGCACGUGAUGAUGAGGAUGAUGAUGAUGAAGAGGACAGUGAGGUUCCAGUUCUCCUCAAACCUUCAUACACUCACAAUUCUUCAGCUGUGCAGACAGGGGGAAGCUUAUGCAUGCAGUGGCAGAUUCCUAGACGGGCUCCUAUUCCUGCUGAGGUUUGCAUUGGGGCUCAAGGAAAAACGCUUGCCCCAAAACCACACAGAAUCCCUGUCAGUGCCUUCCGGCCAAUUUGGGACCCGACUUAUUCACAGGGUGAUGUGACUCCUGCAAAAGAGAACUCUGUGUCUUUCAGCUCAACAAAUCAGAUCAUUAAUCAGCAGCAAGAGACUGACCUAUCACGAUCUGCAUAUAGAGGGACUGGAGUCCAGCGGGCUGAAGCAGUGUGGCAUGACAGUGAGGACAGUGAAGGACCCUGCAGUACAGUCUGACACACUCCUAUGCCAGCAAACAAUUAAUGUUAUGCACUGGAGCAACUAAUCAUACACAAGGGGAACUUCUCUGCUUCAUCCAAUGAAAUGACUGGAAUCCUUUUUUUUUUUUUUAAAUCUGAGAUUACAAAUGAUAACUUUUUCUCACUGUGAACUGACAUGAAGCACCAGCACCCUCACCACAGCUAAAUUCAACAAAAGUCUUCCAGCAUGAUUUAAUCUGUCAGAGAGAAAUAAACACUUUGAUGUAACAGAAUGCACAUAAACAGAGGAAUAAAAACGUUCAGUAGAAAAUAA
Molecule: messenger RNA, 1155 nt
Organism: Cyprinus carpio (common carp)
Lineage: Eukaryota; Metazoa; Chordata; Actinopteri; Cypriniformes; Cyprinidae
Exons: 3
Coding region: 16-858 (280 amino acids)
Source: RefSeq, a predicted model, not a curated record